AAGUCCCCCGCGGAGCUACCGGCACUCAGAUUCUCCCCGGAUUCUGGGGCUGGGCUCAUGGCGCCCGGAUCCGUCCUACGGCUGCUGUCGUGGGUGCUGGCGCUGACCGGGACCUGGGCGGGCCCCCACUCCCUGCGGUAUUUCUACACCGCCGUGUCCUGGCCCGGCCUCGGGGAGCCUCGAUUCAUCGCCGUCGGCUACGUGGACGACGCUCAGUUCGUGCGCUUCGACAGCGACGCCGCGAACCCCAGGAUGGAGCCGCGGGCGCCGUGGGUGGAGCGGGAGCCGCCCGAGUACUGGGAGCAGGAGACGCGGAACUGCAAGGAGCAAGCACAGAAUGACCGAGUGAACCUACAGACGCUGCUCCUCUAUUACAACCAGAGCUCGGAAGUUUCUCACACCCUCCAGAACAUGUAUGGCUGCGACGUGAGCGCAGAAGGCCUUCUCCUCCGGGGAUACGAUCAGUACGCCUACCAUGGCCAGGACUACAUCGCCCUGAACGAGGACUUGAGCUCCUGGACCGCGGCCGACAUGGCGGCUCAGAUCACCAGGCGCAAGUGGGAGGAG
This is a messenger RNA of Dipodomys ordii (Ord's kangaroo rat), 567 nucleotides long. RefSeq names its product patr class I histocompatibility antigen, B-1 alpha chain-like. The record is from RefSeq and is a predicted model, not a curated record. NCBI's taxonomy places the organism in Eukaryota, Metazoa, Chordata, Mammalia, Rodentia, Heteromyidae. Gene Ontology annotation, molecular function: peptide antigen binding; signaling receptor binding. Gene Ontology annotation, cellular component: external side of plasma membrane. The annotation marks the transcript as partial. The transcript is spliced from 3 exons. Gene Ontology annotation, biological process: antigen processing and presentation of endogenous peptide antigen via MHC class I via ER pathway, TAP-independent; immune response; antigen processing and presentation of endogenous peptide antigen via MHC class Ib.